UAGGCAGCGCGUCAGUCUCAUAAUCUGAAGGUCGUGAGUUCGAGCCUCACACGGGGCAGAUGUUUUAUACAUUUACUAGCGACAUUUGACAUCUCAAUUUAUUUUUGACCUAUGAAUGCGAACACAAGUUAAUACAUAGAUAAAUAUGAUAUCAAUCCGGCGCUACGGUUGGUAGAACUGCUUUUACAUCACUAAUUCCACGACUGACCACACGGUGGACGCGGUGUUCUGUUUUAGAUUAAUCUCUGCAGGCUAGAGAAGCAUAUACAGUAUAAAUCAAUCAUUAGGACUAUACAUUGUGUUAUUAGAAGAAAAACAAUAUGUUAUUCGAGCUCCAAUUGCUGUGGUAUUGUUUUAAAUGAUCGCACAAGGAAUAGCCAACAUCUAUGAACAAAGAAUCCACUAUAGAAUUUUGCACUUUAAGAACGUUUUUCUGUUAGUCAAUCUUGUGUGAUGUUUCAAACCGAGAAUUUCAAAGAUAGUGUAGGCAGGUUUGCGCGGUGUGUGUGAGAGAGAGGGAGCGAGAGAGAGAGCACUCAGCAGUAUCCAAAGAACAGCGUUUCACUUUCUGAAGCGCAUGGAUUUUAACUGGAAAGCCCACUGAGAGAGGGAACGUCGUGCGCUCUAUUGAACAGACCCAAAAUGUGAUAUUCUAACAGAUCGAUCCAGUUGAUAAGGACUGCGAAUUUAUUUUGGGAUUGUAUUACUUAAAUAGCUUAUUCGGCUACUUUUACAAACGACCAUAACACUGCUAGGAUACCUUGAUAGUCUAUCUGAUUGAAAUGGUGCGAUGUUCCAAACAAUACUCCAACGCGUUGACUUUUGGUUGAUUUACCUGACAGUUGUACUAUGUGGAGCUUCAGGUGCAGGAGUGCACAGUUGCCAUGAGGUUAAAACGGCGUUUCAAUUGCGCCAGAUCGGUCCGUUGAAAUGGGUCCCCGAGGCACCUGGAACAGAUGGCGAGCUGCAGAUCUGCAAGCACGCUGGCCCGUCGUGUUGCACACGCAAGAUGGAGGAGAGUUACCAGGCAGCAGUGCGCAGAGAGACUCUCCAGAAUAUCCGUUCCUACAGCUUUGAGCUCAAGUACCUCAUCGUGGGCCACGCCUCUGCCUUCCAGGACACGUUCCAGUCUCUGCUAUCCUUCACUCUGAACCUGACCACUGGUCUGUUUGACAGUGCCUAUGAGCCCCUCUCCCAGGACACUCGCCCCCUGGUGGCAGACCUCUUCUCCGACCUCUCUCUCUUCCUGGGAGGAGACAGCAACACCUCCAUGGAGCGCUCUGUGCACCGCUUCUACGACAACCUCUUCCCGCUGGUUUACCGGCGUCUGGUCAACCCUGGGCUGGCCUCGGCCCCACCCUUCUCUGAGCACAGCGAGUGUCUGCGCAUGACACGCCAGGAUGUCAACCCAUUUGGGUCCCACCCCCGUGUCCUGGCCGAGGGGCUGACCCGCGCUCUGAGCGCAGGACGGGCACUGAGCCAGGCGCUGGUGAUAGGGGCAGAGGUGCUGAACGCCACAGAGCGGGCGGGGCUGGCCAGGGAGUGUGGGCGGGCUCUGGUGAGGAUGCAGUACUGCCCCCACUGCAGGGGCCUGACCCUGAUCCGGCCGUGUGGAGGACUGUGUCUGAAUGUGAUGCGGGGCUGCUUGGUAGGGCUCUCGGAGCUGGACGGGCCCUGGAGGCGCUACGUGGCCCUGCUGCAGGAACUGACAGGGGCCCUGGCUGAAGGCCACGACCUGGAGCUGGCUCUGCAGGGCAUCAGGAACCACGUCAAUGACGCUAUCCUGCACGCACAGCUGCACGGGCCACGUAUCAGUGCCAUCGUUGAUAAAGUAUGUGGGCCUCUCACAGACACUCCGUCAGUGACAAGCAUACGUUCCACCCUGAAGGUCAUGACCUCUGUGAGUACCUCCCCGACCUCGAUGGUGAUGACGUCCUCCCCAGCUGAGGUCACACGGGACCACUUGUCGCAUACCAGGAGGUCCUUUCCUCUGAAACCAUCCAAGAAUAAUAAGCCUAGAAUUCUAAAAAAGAUCUCAAGAGAGUUUAUGGGCUAUAUCCAACGCUACAGGUCCUUCUUCUCUGCGUUGCCAGAGAUGCUUUGUGAGAGUGAGAUGGUGGUGGAUGACUUCACCUGCUGGAGUGGGGAGGAUGUGGUGGAGAGUUAUGUGGGCCGUGUUGUGGGUAACGGCCUUCAGGCCCAGAAAAACAACCCAGAGAUCAAGGUCCGCAGCAUCGACCCCAUCCUGGUGGGAGCUAGAGACAGACUAGAACAUUUCAAACGGGAAAUUCAGGGUCAGGUGGGCUGGACGACAGACUGGGGGGGGUGGGUGGAGAAGGGCAGUGGGACGAGAGAAGAGGCCAGCGGAGAGUGUGACGAUGAGGACGGAUGUCAAGGAUCUGGAGAUGAAGACUUUACCAAUGAGAGAGUGGACGUGGCCAGCACUCAUGUUCCUUUUGGGAAGAGCCCAGCAGUCAGGGAGCCCCCAUGGCACGUCCCCACUGCCCAACCCCCACCACAGGUAGCUGUGAGAGCUGCGGGUCACACCCCAACACCCCACCCAGCUAUCACCAUCACCCUCAUCCUCCUGUCUGCCCUGGCGUUACCAUGGCACCCACUCUGAAACCCCCUCCGCUAAUCACACCGACUGAGCACACAUGAGAGGUGGGGAGCAUUCACAAGAAGGAAAAGCAGGAAGAGGAGGAUGAGAAAAAGGACAAGAGGAGGAGCUCGCCAGCGAACCUGUUGCUUUCCCUCAGCUGCUCCCUGUUUGUUAGUGGGAGCUGGGCUGCAUGGCUGUGUUUGUGCGAUGUAGGAUGUGUCUCAUAAAAUCUCUCUCUCCCUUGCUGCCUUCUCCACUGCUGCCUUCUCCACUGCUUUUUCCUCACUGCCUCCUCCUCUCUGGUUCUCUGGACUGCCUGGUCUGUUGACCAUCAGAUGUGGCCAGCUACACAUCCCACUGCUCUCUAGUAGGGACAACCAUGGUUCUGGUGUUUCUCCUGCGGUCCUUAGAUUUAGGAACAGUAAAGUUCACAAACAGUGCUGAACUGAAGAAUGUAAUCAGGGCCUAAAAAUACAUAAUUUCUCCUCACCUCUCUACACGCAAAGUCAACCGUCAUGUUCUCUGGGGUCUCUCCAUUUGUUACUUAGUUUGCAUUUGAUUAUGCCACCUGUUAAUAGUCACCGAGCAUACUAUACAUGUUUAUAUGGUCCCAUGUGGGACUUAUAUUGUGUAUUCAUGUGUGGGUAUUUGUUUGUGUGUGUUUAUUUACCUAUAUUUACGUCUACAUGUUUCGUGAAAAAGUAUUUGCCCUUUUCUGAUUUUCUCUAUUUUUGCAUAUUUUUGAUACUGAAUGUUAUCAGAUCUUCAACCAAAAGCUAAUGUUAGAUAAAGGGAACCUGAGUUUACAAAUAACAAAAACAUUUAUACUUAUUUUAUUUAAUUAAUUAACAAAGUUAUGCAACACCCAAUUCCCCUGUGUGAAAGGUAAUUGCCCCCUUACACUCAAUAACUGGUUCUGCCACCUUUAGCUGCAAUGACUGCAACCAGAUGCUUCCUGUAGUUGUUGAUUAGUCUCUCACAUUGCUGUGGAGGAAUGUUAGCCCACUUUUGCAUGCAGAACUGCUUUAACGCAGUGACAUUUGUGAGUUUUCAAGCAUGAACUGCUCGGUUCAAGUCCUGCCACAACAUCUCAAUAGGGAUUAGCUCUGGACUUUGACUAGGCCAUUCCAAAACUUCAUAUUUGUUGCAUUUUAGCCAUUUCAUGUAGACUUGAUUAUGUGUUUUGGAUCAUUGUCUUACUGAAUGACCCAGCUGCACUUCAGCUUCAGCUCGCAGAUGGAUAGCCUGACAUUCUCCUGUAGAAUUCUCUGAUACAGAGCAGAAUUCAUUGUUCCUUCUAUUAAGGCAUGUCGUCCAAGUCCUGAGGCAGCAAAGCAUCCCCAAACCAUCACACUACCACCUAGAGGUGGCAUAAUGGGAACCAUGUCAUCCAAAAAGUUAUACUUUUAAAUCAUCUAUCCAUAGAACAUUAUUUGCAAGAAUCUUGAUAUUCAUCCAGGUGCUUCCAGGUUGUAACAAUCGUCAUAAUGGGUAGACCAAGGCGCAGCGUGAUUUGGGUUCAUCAUAUUUAUUUUAAAUGUGAACCAGCAACAAAACAAUAAAGAGAAACAAACGAACGUACAGCCUUGUAGGGCUCAAAAGCAACAAUACAAAAACAAGAUCCCACAAACAACAGGUGGGAAAAAGGCUACCUAAAUAUGAUCCCCAAUCAGAGACAACGAUAGACAGCUGCCUCUAAUUGGGAACCAUACCAGGCCAACAUAGAAAUACAAAAACUAGACUACACAUAGAAAGAAUAAACUAGAACACCCCCCAGUCACGCCCUGACCUACUCCACCAUAGAAAAUAAAGGCUUUCUAUGGUCAGGACAUGACACAGGUGCUUUUUACUUGAGUCAACUUUUUGGACGACAUGGGUCCCAUUAUGCUUGGCAAAAACCAAACACUGCAUUCCACAGUUAGAACCACGUACCAACGGUCAAGCAUAGAGGUGGUAGUGUGAUGGUUUGGGGAUGCUUUGCUGCCUCCUUAAUAGAAGGAACAAUGAAUUCUGCUCUGUAUCAGAGAAUUCUACAGGAGAAUGUCAGGCUAUCCAUCUGCGAGCUGAAGCUGAAGUGCAGCUGGGUCAUUCAGUAAGACAAUGAUCCAUGUAAUUGUUGUGUUAUUUGUUCACUCAGGUUCCCUUGAUCUAAUAUUAAGUUUUAGUUGAAGAUUUGAUAAUUCAUUAUAAAAAUGAUGCAAAAGUAGAGACAAAUAGAAAGGGGGAAAAUACUUUUUCACGGCACUGUAUGUGUUUCUUUACCUAUCAUUUUCUUUCAUUUUAAAGCUUGUAAUAAUGGCUUGUACAGUACUAGAACUGACCUACUAGACAAAUGUAAAUACACAUAUUUAUGUAAAUAUACAGUUUGUACUGUAUAAGGAUAGGAUGACAAGGGCUUAAUUGGAGUUGUUGCUGUGGAAAUAUAAACUUCACCAUAUUAUUUUGCUCGUGUGUUUUGAUUGGCUCAAGCCCGAAAAUAUGUUCCCACACACUGACAUCCUAGUUAACCUGCAUCCAUUGCAUCGAGAUCACCUCUAUAAUUAGGGCAAGUGUAUACAUGUAUAUAUUUGAAGUCGCACACAAUGCUUAUUCAUCUAUGCUACAUGUUUUAUUACAGACGUUGCUCACUUUAAAGGGAUGCUGCAAACACCUCCACCCUGCAUGAAAUUUUAGGUUUACCGAUUAGCAAGUGUGUUUAACCUAGCCUAGUAAGGAAAUAAUAGCUGCAUAAACAAAUUGCCUACAACUCAAUAAAGACCCCACAUGAAAAAAUGUUCACUAUAGAAUACUACACUAUAGAAUUCUAUAUUAUACUGUAGAAUACUAUAUUACACACUAGAUAUUAUCACGUUAGCCGAUGUGAUAUGUAUUGCGAUUUUUACUAUUCUCACGAUUCUAUAUGUAUUGCGAUUCGAUACUGUGAUUUUAUUGCAAUUGGAUGAUCCAAACAUAUUGCUCACCAUAUGUCUGCUGCAGAUGGGCAAGAGAGCCAUGAGAAAAUGAGUUUCAUCAGUCAUGGAAAUAAAAGUGCUGAAUACAAAUUGGCUCCCUAUUUAAAAAGAUGAGGAACAAGUUAUGAAGGAAAAACACUGGAGUUUUGGUGCAGGUACAGCCAACUAGCGCAUACAUAAUACUGUAAUAUUGUCAAAAACGAUACUAUAUGUAUCAUCAAAAAUAAUAUCCCGAUAUGUAACAAUAUCAAUUUUGUCCCCCAUCACUACUACACACUGUAGUAUCCCUCGAUCAUGUGUAGUACUUACUAUAGAAUGUUGUAGUACACUGUAAAAUACUAAAGUAGAUACUACAGUAAAAAACACUAGUAAAGACUACAUUAAUGUCCUCAAAAACACUACCCCUUUUUAAACUAUAGUAAAUACUACAGUAUCUUAUUUGCAUAUACCCUGCCCAUUCCCCUCCCCCAUAUCUGCAAAUUCCCCUCCACCAUAUCACAAUUUUUGCCACCCAUAAAUGAGAAACCGACAUUCUAUUCAUAGACCAUACAGUAUAUUGUGUAACCUACAGGUUAUUGUUCCUUACUAUCCAUUCAGACCCCAGUCCUACCUACCUACAGGUUAUGGAAAAUGUGCUCUUUUAGUAUUUCUCCAGUAUGUUUCCUGAAGGAGAAAGCCUCCACUUCUAUGUUAAAGAUAAUUAAACAAAAACACUACAGUAAAUACUAAUACUAGUAAUGUCUGCAAAAACACUACAGUAAAUACUAAUACUAGUAAUGUCUGCAAAAACACUACAGUAAAUACUACAGUAUAGUACAGUCUGCAAAAAACUACAUUAAUUACUACAGUAUAUGCUAUAGUUCUUUUACUAUACUAUAGUUUACUGUAAAUACUACAGCAAAUACUACAAUGGAUACUACAAAGUCUGCAAAAACACUACAGUGAAUACUAUAGUAUUUAUACCAUAGUAUACUUAGCAAUAGGUGUCCUUAUGGUAUAUGACCAAUAUACCAUGGCUAAGGGCCGACACAACGCGGUACCUAGAUACUGCCUGUAGCUGUGGUAUAUUGGCCAUAUACCACAAACCCCUGAGGUGCCUUAUUGCUAUUAUAAACUGGUUAACAACGUAAUUAGAGCAGUAAAAUGAAAUGUUUUGUCAUACGCGUGGUAUACCACGGCUCUCAGACAAUCAGCAUUCAUGGCUCGAACCACCCAGUUUAUAAUUUUUAGGUGCGACCCCAUGAAAUCCAUGUCUAUCCAUGUGGCUUUGAGCUGUUACUGGGAGACAGAUUGUCCAAUAUUCUGCUAUACUGGACAGCCAUGUACCCUGUGACUCCCCUGUUGUUCUGAAUUCCAGGUCCAGUGGUACAUAAUGUACCUCAUCACUCCUUCUACACUGCUUCUAUACUUAUUUCAAUGUCAAUGUUAUGAUAUGAUGUGAUCUUGCUUUGCAACCCCUUUAAAAUGCUGUAAAUGUUCAGAGCCAUGUGAGUGGCGACAGGACUGAUAUACUAGACUGGCCCUUUAUCUUAAACGGAUGGAGCCUUUGUCUGUAGACUCGCAUGGACAUUUAAUAAACAUAUAACAGUCAACCUGA
Molecule: messenger RNA, 7150 nt
Organism: Oncorhynchus kisutch (coho salmon)
Lineage: Eukaryota; Metazoa; Chordata; Actinopteri; Salmoniformes; Salmonidae
Product: glypican-5
Exons: 9
Coding region: 791-2623 (610 amino acids)
Biological process (GO): positive regulation of canonical Wnt signaling pathway; cell migration; regulation of protein localization to membrane
Cellular component (GO): cell surface; extracellular region; plasma membrane
Source: RefSeq, a predicted model, not a curated record